AUGAAUGCCAGCAAGACUCGCCAUCGAACCGAACGUGGAGCCCGCUCCAAAAAUGGCUGUCAAACGUGCAUUAGUAAGAAAGUGAAAUGUGACGAGCAACGUCCACAUUGUCGUCGGUGCAUUCGACUCCAAUUGCAAUGUGAAUGGACAACUCAACCACCUUCUUUGUCUGCCAGAAGACGGGGAUUUGGGCCUAUCAAGAGCCGAGAAUCUUGGGCCCCUCGAACGAUACAGCCGAGGGCACGAGACCAACUUGAGCACAUAGUCUCAGAUGAACCUUCACAGGUCGAGGAGACCAGUGACUCUGUGAUCGAGCCACCAAAUCCUGGCCCUGGUCACUUCCCCGAGGUGAUGUUCAACACCUGGCCUACCAGUACCGAGGCAGUGGACAAUCCAAUUAAUCAAAUAAAUACCGGAGUCACAUUUGUGCCAGACAUCCAGAUGCCAAUUACUCCCCAAUUCCCUCUGCCAGUACUUACACUGCCCAAUUUUUUCGCCCCGUCUACUCUCUUUACCAGUGAUAUCGAGAUUCGAUCUCCUUCCUCUCUCGGAGAAAGCGAUUUCCGAGCGGUGUCAUUUCAUCGGGCCGUAUUUGCGCCUCUCAAGUCAACUCAAAAGCCAGCUUCAUCGGCACAUUUCCUAUUUCUUGAUCUUGGAAUACGUAAUUCCAUGAUUUUGGAUUUCAUUCUUGCUGUUUCCCACAAUGAAUUAUCCAUUCGUCUUGGAUCCAGUCAGCAACCGCCACCGGAGUCAUGGAUCCACUUCCAACACGGCUCUCAAAAGUUGACCCUCGCCAUCAACUCAUCUCUUCAUUCAGAUCAUGUCGGUUCAAUGCUGUCCAUGUUGUACAUAUACAUGUUCUGGUUGAGAGUCUUGCCCCUCAAUUACCAGAAGCUACGUGGACUUAGCUUGUUCGUAUGCAGCUAUGUCAAAAGCUUCGACCUCGAUGGGCUAUGUGCAAGCUCUAGCUCAUUGCUCGACACUACGCUUCUCUCGCGAAUUCUCACCUACCUAUAUGAUCGUGACGGAUUCUGUGCCUUCUUCGGCUGUGGCGGUGCUUUCGCAAGCUACGUUAGUCAAAACCAGGAAAAGCGAAAGACAAUUUGGCAGUUGUCAAGAUCUGUAUUUACUUCUUCACGUGGCCUUCCUACAUCUUUUACUAUGUCCGGAACUUCAGAUCCACCUGACUCACACAUUCUUACGCUCUAUUUCGAGCUCAUAUCCAUACAUCAUGAUAUAAACCGCUAUAGCCAAGCCGUUGAAGCCCAAACGGUUCAUUGGCUGAGAAGGAUCAAGAGGAACCUCGCCCAGGCGCAAGAGGAUUUUAUAUUUGUGUGGUCUUUGCUUGCCGACUGCAAAAUGAAUCAGCGUGUGCCACCUUUAAUGGCUCUCGUUGCGGUUACAUUCUUCCACGCCAUCCAGAUAUAUUUAUUCCGCAGCCGUGACUCAUACUUUGGCCAACUCCCAAUUUCUAGCGAGAUCCAGCGAACUCUCAACGAGCUUAUUGCUACAGCUUAUCAAACCGUUGCGGCAGGGCCAGUACAGCUCCUAGAGCGAUUUCAAUGGUCACUCCUUAUAGCCGGGGUAGAAACACACGAUCCAGUUCAUCUGGACUGGAUCUUUGGCAUCCUAUCCGAUCCAAUUUUGAAAGCGAUUCUCAAGCAUGUUAAGAGGCGGCAAGCAAUAUAUCCCGUCUCAAUGGACGAAAUAAGAAAAGUCGUUGACACAAUGAACCACGAGCAUCCAUGA
Molecule: messenger RNA, 1749 nt
Organism: Penicillium waksmanii
Lineage: Eukaryota; Fungi; Ascomycota; Eurotiomycetes; Eurotiales; Aspergillaceae
Product: Zn(II)2Cys6 transcription factor domain-containing protein
Exons: 3
Coding region: 1-1749 (582 amino acids)
Biological process (GO): regulation of transcription by RNA polymerase II
Molecular function (GO): zinc ion binding; DNA-binding transcription factor activity, RNA polymerase II-specific
Source: RefSeq, a predicted model, not a curated record